AUGGACCUACGCUCGGAGCUCCUCAAGUCUAUUUGGUAUGCCUUUACCGCACUGGACGUGGAGAAGAGUGGAAAGGUGUCGAAAUCCCAGCUCAAGGUCCUGUCCCAUAACCUCUGUACAGUCCUUUGUAUCCCACACGACCCGGCUGCACUGGAGGAGCACUUCAGGGACGAUGAUGAUGGGCCCGUGUCCAGCCAGGGUUACAUGCCUUACCUGAACAAGUACAUCCUCGACAAGGUGGUGGAAGGUGUUUUUGUGAAGGAGAAUGUGGACGAGUUGUGCUGGACUCUUACUGCUAAAAAGAAUUAUCAUUCUGGGAGCAAAGGCAUACUGACCACAAAAGAUGCCUUUCGCCUUUGGUGCCUGUUUAUUUUCCUAUCUGAGGACAAAUAUCCACUAGUUAUGAUACCAGAUGAGGUCGAAUAUUUACUCAAGAAACUGUGUAUGGCCAUGAGUGUGGAGUUAAACUGUGUUGAGAUGGAGGACUUCAUAUCCCAGGAUUCUGUUCAGCAGAAUGGAUUUACUGUUUGGGCAUUCCUUGAAAUGAUGAACUCUGGGAAGCUAACUCGAGGCAUUUCUAAAGAGACAAUGAGCAUGGCUAUAGAAGAAGUGUACAGGGAAAUUGUUGGUGAUGUUCUCAAGGAGGGAUAUUUGUGGAAGAAGGGUCAGUUGAGAAGGAACUGGACUGAGCGCUGGUUCACUCUGAGGCCCAGUACUCUGUGUUACUACAUAAGUGAGGACCGUAAAGACUGCAGGGGCAGCAUCGCUCUGGACGGCAACUGCUGUGUUGAGGUCCUGCCUGACAAAGAUGGGAAAAGGUGCAUGUUCUGUCUGAAGACCCUCUCCAAGUCCUAUGAGCUGAGUGCAUCAGACACGAAACAGAGGCAGGAGUGGACUUCAGCCAUCCAGACAGCCAUUCGGCUUCACGUAGAAGGGAAAACAUCGCUCCACAAGGAUCUGAAAUUGAAGCGGCGUGAGCAGCGAGAACAGCGGGAAAAGAGACGCGAGGCCAAGGAGAAGGAGCUACAGCAGCUCCUGGCCGUGCAGGAGGAGAAAGAGCGCAAACUGGCGGAGCUGGAGCUGCUGAAGGAGGCACAGCGGCAAGCUCAGGCCCUUCUGGAGCAGGACGAGUUACGAAGACGCCAGCAGCAUGAGCAGCUACAGAAAACACUGGAGCUCCAACUUAAAGAGGCAGAGGAGGCACGGGCCAGCAUGCAGGCGGAGAUGGCUCUGAAGGAGGCAGAAGCAGAACGGCAGAGGAAGAGGAUUAAGGAGCUGGAAGACAUGCAACAGCAGUUAGAGGAGGCUCUGCAGCAGGAGGUCAAAGCCAGACACGAUGAGGAGGCCUUCCGUGUAGCACAGGCUAGUUUACUGGCUGAGGAAGAGGAGAAGAUGAAGGCUCUCAUGAAUUUACAAGAAGAACAAGAAGAGUAUAUCCAGAAGACUCAGAGGGAGAAGCAGGAGCUCAAGCAGGAGAUGGAGAGUAAGUCACGGGCCCUGGAGGAGGCGCAGCGUCAACUGGAGGAGGUCCGUGCUAACCGUCACAGGGUGGACCAGGACGUAGUGGCUGCUCAGAGGAAGCUUCGACAAGCUAGCACCAAUGUCAAACACUGGAACGUUCAGAUGAACAGAUUAAUGCACCCAAUUGGACCAGGAGAGAAAAAAUCCUCUGGACUAGGCUCUUUCUCCAGUUUCCGCAUCCCCGCACAAAAAGACCCAGGUUUACGUUUAAGAAAGAGGUCUGAGGAACAAGACGAGGAGAGCAAAGAGAAUGUAGACAGCAGUGGGGGAGGGAGUGAGGCGGAGAGGCGUCUGUCCAAAGCAUCAAAUGGAGACAUGGACAUUCAGCUGGACCUGAGAGCUAUGGGGGAUGAGGCGCGAGCUACCUCAGAGACUGAGUGCCUGCAACUGGCUGAGCUGACACCAGUGCGCGGCAUGACAUCGGAAGGGCUUUUUGACGGGACGUUGCUGCCUCAGCUCGACGCAAACUCCCCGCAACUGACGGAGGACACGGUACGGGAGGGAGAACCGGUCACCCCAGAUUACAGGGGGACAUCGGACCCUCAGGAGCCAGGCUCAGGGGAAGAGUUUGAGAGCAGCGAGGCCUCGGACGUCACCGGCGCGGAGGGGGUGUCGCCCAGGAGUAACGGGUGGGACGGGAGCCGACAGAACGGAAGUGGCCGUCAGGAGGCGACGCCGGAACAGAAGGACGGAGCUCAUGUCAGUCCUGCAACACCCAACCCUUUCCCAGACCCGUUGCAGACGUCCUCUCUGUCGUUGUCCGACCAGCUGCGGCUCGGUCGCGAUGACCCCACUGGGAUGGGGCUUAACGUGGAGUGCAGGAUAUGUGGAGAUAAAGCAUCGGGGUUUCACUAUGGUGUCCACGCCUGUGAGGGCUGUAAAGGUUUUUUCAGGCGAACCAUUCGUAUGAAGCUGGAGUAUGAACGCUGCGAGCGCACCUGUAAGAUUCAGAAGAAGAGCCGCAACAAGUGCCAAUACUGCCGCUUUCAGAAGUGCCUGGCGCUAGGCAUGUCUCAUGACGCAAUCAGGUACGGACGCAUGCCCGAGGCAGAGAAAAAGAAACUAGUGGCGGGGCUACUAGCUGGAGAAAAGAGUGUGCAGAGCCCUGGAGGCUCUGACCUUAAAACGUUGGCCAAGAACGUGAACACAGCCUAUCUGAAGAACCUCAACAUGACCAAGAAGAAAGCCCGCAGCAUUUUGACUGGCAAAACCAGCUGCUCUGCGCCUUUUGUGAUCCAUGAUAUGGACUCGCUGUGGCAGGCUGAGAACGGCCUGGUGUGGAAUCAGCUAAACGGAGCUCCCCUCAACAAAGAGAUUGGUGUCCAUGUUUUUUACCGCUGUCAGUGCACCACUGUGGAGACUGUGAGAGAACUCACUGAGUUCGCUAAAAACAUCCCAGGCUUCAUUGACCUUUUCCUCAAUGACCAGGUGACCCUGUUGAAGUACGGUGUGCAUGAAGCGAUUUUUGCCAUGCUUCCGUCCCUCAUGAACAAAGAUGGGCUGCUUGUGGCCAAUGGGAAGGGCUUUGUGACGAGGGAGUUCCUGCGAAGCCUUCGCAAACCCUUCAGUGAGAUCAUGGAGCCCAAGUUUGAGUUUGCUGUCAAGUUCAACGCCCUGGAGCUGGACGACAGUGACCUUGCUCUUUUUGUGGCUGCCAUUAUCCUGUGUGGAGACCGUCCAGGCCUAAUGAAUGUGAAGCAAGUGGAGCAGAUCCAAGACAGUAUUCUCCAGGCCCUAGACCAGCACCUACAGGUCCACCAUCCCGACUCUCCUCACCUCUUCCCAAAGCUGCUGCAGAAGAUGGCCGACCUGAGGCAGCUCGUGACAGAGAACGCCCAGCUGGUACAGAUGAUCAAAAAGACGGAAUCCGAGACCUCCCUACACCCACUCCUCCAGGAGAUCUACAAGGACAUGUAUUAAUUAGAUCUCAGGAGGAAUUCGCUUCAACUGCAGAACUGAACCAGGACUUGUUCAGAACUGUCAACGAGGUCUUGGUGACACUGUGGUACACAGUGGGAUUUUUAUACAGACUGUGCAGUGAAAUUGUACUGUAUGGAAAAGGACUUUUUUUUUUAAUGGGAGGGCACUUUUAUAAGUCUUUUCUAGACAUGGAUCACUUUCACAUUAGAAUCCUCAUUUCAUCUCUCUUUCCUUCUUCCAUCAUGUCAAACGUCAAUAGCUAGAUGAAUGCCUUUUUUUUUCCAAGUUUGAGACAGUUUUUUUUUUAAUGAAAUUGUCCAUCACUGAUUGUUGAUUUUGAAAUUUCUAUUUUACAGAAUGAUUUAUUUUGGCUAACUAGACAAAGAACUAAACUGACAAAAACAGAUCAUAGAACAUGAUCUUGCAAUCUAGAGCUUGAAAGGACAUCUCCAAUGUCUGUUACAUUUUUGUUUGUGUUGUUAGCUUGGGAUUUGCAUUUACCCUUUUAACUCAGUCAGUCUCAUAGAUGUUAAAACUUUUUCUAAACCUCAUGGUGCACACUAGAACUUUCUAUACUUGUUGGCCUAAAGUCUGUUGCAAAUGGUCUAUGGAACAGUUUCUUUUUUAUUGUAAUGUACUGGUGUUAAUACAGUCUGCCUCAAAACAGGCUAGUGUUAUUGUGGGUGAAAAAUGGUUUGAUAUGUGCUGUCCAC
Messenger RNA from Chanos chanos (milkfish), 4154 nucleotides. RefSeq names its product differentially expressed in FDCP 6 homolog. Gene Ontology annotation, biological process: regulation of DNA-templated transcription. The transcript has 18 exons. Gene Ontology annotation, cellular component: nucleus; cytoplasm. NCBI's taxonomy places the organism in Eukaryota, Metazoa, Chordata, Actinopteri, Gonorynchiformes, Chanidae. Bases 1 to 3441 code for a protein of 1146 amino acids. The record is from RefSeq and is a predicted model, not a curated record. Gene Ontology annotation, molecular function: nuclear receptor activity; zinc ion binding; sequence-specific DNA binding.